Molecule: messenger RNA, 12055 nt
Organism: Harpegnathos saltator (Jerdon's jumping ant)
Lineage: Eukaryota; Metazoa; Arthropoda; Insecta; Hymenoptera; Formicidae
Product: transcription factor SOX-4
Exons: 2
Coding region: 1128-2786 (552 amino acids)
Biological process (GO): neuron differentiation; positive regulation of transcription by RNA polymerase II; negative regulation of transcription by RNA polymerase II
Cellular component (GO): nucleus
Molecular function (GO): RNA polymerase II cis-regulatory region sequence-specific DNA binding; DNA-binding transcription activator activity, RNA polymerase II-specific
Source: RefSeq, a predicted model, not a curated record
GACGCACGCAGUCAGUGGGACAUGAGCGCUCGCUGAGCGUACAUCGUUGUGUGUUAACGGACUGUGCGACGGGGCGAUAAUGCCACCAUCGUGAUCGACGAGCGACGAGUGUGAGAGAGAGAGAGAGAGAGAGAGAGAGCGAGCGAGCGAGAGGAUCUUAAACGCCAGUCUGCUACACGCGCGUGCUACACGUCAUCGAUAUCCGGUAGCGUGGGAAGAUUCGUUGCACCGAGGACGAAGGGAAUAAGAGAAAGAAAGAGAGAGAGAGAGAAAGAGAGAGAGAGAGAGAGUCCACGUUGACUGUGAGUCGACGGUGAGGCGAGACGACCGAAGUGUCGCGUGUCGUACUUGGCCCGGCGAGAGCACAUGGUAGUGCAGAAUUGGCGCGUCCUCAUGCCGGCGGUUUGUCGCGGCUCCUCCUCUUCGCUCGCACGAUAAACCGAUCACCGUGCGCAAACGAGACAAGGUGUCCAGGUCCGAUUUCUGUUUCGUCGGUCGUUCGUCCGAUCGACUGGUCGGUCGGAAAGGACGCGCCGGAUCGCGCGCGGCUCGUCGUGCUCCUCAGUCGAGUCGCGUUCACGGGAGAGGCUCGCUUUUUCCGUCGUUGCACCGGAAAAGCUACGACGCGCGCAGCGCUGUUUGGGGGCCUAUCUGCUGCGUCGUUCGGGGUAGAGGCGAACAGAGGGGGAAAGAGCGACGUUGCCGCUGAAGGACGAAAGGACGGCUUGUUUUUCGCCUCGAGGGACGAAGGAACGAAGCGAAGCGACCGAGCGGAAUCACUCUCACGGGCGCGUCGUGCGUAGUAAGUCGUGUGGAUCCGCUUGCGUCGGUUGCCGACGAGAGAGAGAGAGAGAGAGAGAGAGGAGAAGAUAGACGGAGAAAAAACGUCGCCGGGAUACAUUCGCGGAGCGAAUCGCAGAGUGGUCAGCCGCGACGUCGUGUGCUCGCGCACGAUCGAGAUCGAGGGUGAACGAUUUUGCCGCGUAUGUGCGUGCGCGCGCGCUCUCUCUCUCCACAUCUCACUUUCGUACAAUUGAUUCCGGAGCGCGCUGAAUUGUGAUGCGAGUCGUUGACUGUUAAAUUGAAAGUGUAGUGCACGCGGAGAGUUUCUCGCAAGCGUUACGAAAAUGGUGCCACAGCAACAGGACAGUCCCUCGACCUCGGGGCUUCCUACGUUCGGAUCGUUACUUGUGGAUAAAAAUUCGGCGACACCGUACUCCGAUGCAACCCAGACGAAGAAGAACAAUCCGAACCACAUCAAGCGGCCCAUGAACGCCUUCAUGGUGUGGUCGCAGAUCGAGCGCAGGAAGAUAUGCGAGGUCCAGCCGGACAUGCACAAUGCCGAGAUCAGCAAGCGUCUGGGCAGAGUAUGGAAAACGUUGACCGAGACUCAGAGGAAGCCCUUCAUCGAGGAGGCUGAGCGGCUGAGGAAGCUCCAUAUGAUGGAGUACCCCGACUACAAGUACCGGCCGAGAAAAAAGACGUCGAAGCCGGCGCCGGCUCCGAAGACGAAGGAGAGCAAGAAACGGAAGACGUCGUCGUCGUCGUCGUCGACGUCGUCGUCGUCGUCGUCGUCAGCCAGCAGCUCGGCCUCCGGCAGCAUCCUCGGCAUCUCGCCGUUGUCUCUGUCGCCCGCCUCGGCGGCAUCCACUAGUCACAAGACGCGGAACGACACGAACAACAACCACCACCAGCCGACGCCGGUGAAGAGACUGCAGUCGCAUUCGAGCAGCAGGCCGAUAUCCAGGUUGAAGAUGAAAUUGGCGAUGGACAACGCUCACGUGGACUACACCCCCAUCGUCACGGCCAAGGUGCCGAGCAGCCCGUCCUGCGACACCCCGGACUCGCCCGAGUCCGCGAGUUUCUACGACGACAACUUCCUCCCCGAGUGCGCGACUACGUCAUCCGGCAUGUGCGGCAUGGCCGCGAAGAUCAAGCAGGAGCCGGACAUGGAGAUGGAUUAUAAGCCCAGUUUCCCGUCGAAGGACCAGCUGCUCGGUUCGUCGUCCUUGGACAUGUCGUCGGUCAUGUCGGGCGGCGGCGGCGGCGGCGGCAACAGCAGCAGCAGCAGCAGCAGCAGCAGCAACAGAAACAAGGAAUACUGUCGCAACUCGAGCUCCGGCAAUCUCGAGCAACAACAAGCGACAUUCCACGUGAAGGAAGAGCCGACGGAGCCGCGACCCUUGUCCAGGACGAGGACGCCGCCGUCUGCGAUGGUAGCAGGCAGCCCGACGACGCCGACGCCGCACUUGUCGCCGGUUCUCACAUCCACGCCGAGCAUGUCGCCUCACAUGUCUCCGGUGCUGCCGUCAGCGCCGAUCAUGCCGCCGCACAUAUCCCCCCCGGUGCUCUCGUCGACGUCGUCGACCAUGUCAACGCACGACCUGUCGCCGGUGCUCUUGGCGACGGCGAUGCCGACGGUGACGGCGAUGCAGACGGCGACCAGCACGGCGCCCAGCACGGCGACGAUGGCGGCGGCCACCACCGCGCCGUCAGUGGUCGCCACGACGGACUCGAUAGGCGUCCUCGGCGACCCGCUCACCAACGGCACCACGGUCGUGAAGCUCGAGGAGUUGAUCGACGAUGUCGACGAGCUCUACAACUUCGACCUGCUGCAGCUGCACCCUUCCGAGAUGGACCUCGAGCUGGACACCGAUCUCGAGAGGUACGAGACCUCCAGCUCCGCCAGCGGCUCGCACUUUGAGACUUUCUCCUGCCCACCGGAUGUCUCGGACAUGUUUUCUGACAUCCCCACCAUCAACACCGAGUGGCAGAUCAACUUCUAAGAAGCCGGCGAACAGGUGUCGGGAAGAAGAAACGACGGAGGAACUGCGUCGAGACGGCGACACGACGUAGUCGCUGAUACUAUUUGGUUUGUAAAUGUCUCCUUCGCCGAUUGUUGCGAUCGCGUCGCCGACGCGAAGCCCUGAGAGUACAGCCGCGAACACAAGAGAGAGCUCUGCCCGCGCGCUGUCCGAAGGUCGCGUCCGGCCCGGCGUUCGUUCCGCGAAAACACUCGACUCGAAGAGACGUCGAAGGCCGAGCGCAUCCUUAACGUGCGCGCGCGCGCGUUCCGCGCUUCGCGGUAGCGCCGUCGUCAUCGCGCGACUCUUCGUCUUUUUGUAUUUUUGCGUGCUCAAGAGGACACUUGUUCGUUCCUCUUGCUCGCGAUCCAGACGCGAUCGCGGCGCACCAUGGCGGUGUCACCGCGCCGCCGCGGGGCUGUCCUUCGCGAGAGAGUUUCAGAGAGGGAGUUUCGAUAUCCGGCCCGACGAGAUCGAGUCGCUUCUGGGUUCUGAAAGAACGCGGCCGGUAACAACUGAUUUCACUUUUUGGGUAGAGUGUCGCUGAACAAAAAGAAAGAGAGAGAGAGAGAGAGGGAAAGAGAAAAGGGUCAAAAAGGGAAGAAACAGGGUUAUAUCGGAGAGAGAGAGAGAAAGAGAGAGGGAAAGAGAGGGCGGAUGCUUGUCAAUUUCGUAGAUUUUUACCUCGCGGACGCGACGGAGAAGCGUCGAUUGCCGCAACGAGCACUGGAAUUGACAUCCGACCAGAAAGAAACGCUUGCGCAUGAAAUAAACACGCGUUAUAAUUCGCUCAAGCACACCACACAUGCCGCGGCUACUCGUCGAAAAAAAACACGCGAGAUCGACGUUUCUCCUCCUGUGCCGGUCCCGUGGUCCUCCGAUUCUCUCUCGAUCGUCGCCAGCGACACUCAUCACCCGGUGCAUACUCUCUCGGUGGAGGUUGUCACCAUCCGCAUACCGGAAUUUUGCACAAUUUCUCCGGAAACGCUGCUGUGCAGCUCGACGCGAAGCGCGCGACACGUGUCCACAGUGCACGACGUUCUCGGGCUCUUGCGUUUCUUUUCCUCUCUUUUUGUGUAUGUACUGUAGUAUACUAGCGAGUAAGACUUUUGUACGAAAAAAAUGAUAAAUAUAUAUAUAUAUAUAUAUAUAUAUAACUUAUAUAUAUAUACAUAUAUAUCGGAAGCGGGUGCGCGGUCGAGACCGCGUCGCGCGGCACGAAGGCGGGUCGACGAGAUCGGUGACAUCUGGGCGAUCGGCGCGACGUUGACGAGCGCGAGAUACGCGCCAAGUUGGUUGUUCGUGCGAAGGGAGAGUGAAGAGGAAGAGGGGUAGAAAGGCAGGGAGAAAAAGCGACACUCUCGACUCGUCUUGUCGCCGCGUGCUCGGCCUGCAGCGGCCCCCGCCUGUUUGUUGUGUAUAUCGGCAUAGACACAUGUAACGUUAGUAAUAUAUAACUUUUUGUAGCAUAAGCGAACGAUACCGCGGAUAAUGGCGGAUGAAUCGCGCGCGGCGCCGGCCGACCGACCGACGUUCGCCGCUGAAGUCGACGGUUUUUCUCGUCCACGAGGCGACCCCCUCGUUCUCUUCGGACUUGCCGGCACCCCACGUGUUUCACGCCCGGCCGCGGGAGACCGUUUCGGUUACCUCCGACGGCUUCGCGGAAGAAACAGUGGGCUUCGCGGCUUUAUUUUGAAGGCUCCGCUUUUUUUCCUUUGGAUCGGCUCGCGUCGUCGAGCAGCGUUACUUCUUUUUUUCUUUUCUUCGCGAGAAGGAGCGGGAGGGAAUUUCUUUUUCUCUGUUGCGAUUUGUAGUUACCGUGCUCUUGAUUUGCUGCACCCAUCUCGCUCUUGUCUCACGAGCGGACGCGCAGUGACGCGAGUCGUGAGGGCGGAUCGCCAGUCGACAUGUGUGCCACAUGGGAGUCGCGAAGUCGCCUCGUGGAGUGAAGCCGAUCGGCUCGCUGUUGGAUAGUGAGUGGUUCGACACGUUCCGAGAUUCGCGAGAUUCAUCGCGGGCGAGAGAGAACAUCGUCGAUCGGCAGGCGAGCACACACACCGCAGAGACGCGCUCGAUGUUGCUCGCUGGGAGAUAUAAUACAUGUUACGCUAACGAUGCAGAUGUUGAGGAGUGCGUAAUGUGCGAAGUAUCGCGCCGCGACGAGAGAAUGAGUGAGUGAAUGCGUGAGUGAGAGAGAGAGAGAGAGAGAGAGAGAGAGAGAAAGAGAGAUUAAUCGCUUCGUUCUCUCUUGCGAAGAGCAACGACGGCAAUGACGAUAUCGACGCGCGCUUUUUCGCGAAGAGCACGUCGUCGUCGUGUCGUCUGGUUUGGGCGGAAAAGUCAGUGAGAAAAAGAUCGAUUGGCAUGCCCAGUGAUUGAUCGAUACGCGUGCGCGAACGCUCCCGAUCUUACGUGGAUCCUCGUCUCGAGUCCGUCGGCUCGCCAGGCCGACGAAGUUGGUUCUGUGCGAUGGAAUUGUGCGUCUGGGCUGAGCGACGCGAGGAGGGAAGAGACGGACGCGCGGCAGGAUGUUCACGGGGGGUGUCCUCCAAAUUCCCCCGGAGCAUCCUCGCGCUCUCUCUCGACGGUGCUUCCUUCUCUUCGGAUAUCCACCGGGAGCUGCGAGAUUCUCGGGUCCUCGUCGUCGAAUCCUUCCCGGAUCAUCAGCUCUCUCCAAACGAUCUGCGAGCCGAGGCACGCUCGCGGCUCGAUCGCGCAUUAAUGACAGUUGACGGUAUUCAGCGUAUCGAGGAUAUACGCACCUCGAGAGAGAGAGAGAGAGAGAGUCCUUCGAUCGCGCGAGGCUCCGAGGAUCUUUUCGCUACCGGAAGGUCGGCUUUCGCAGAAGGGAAGGACGCGGUUAAGAGCGAACGGCUCGCGACGACUCGAAGGGCCAGCGCGCCUCCUCGGGUCUUCGCGUGCGAUUUCGUCGAGAGAAGAGUCAAGAGGAACGGCGGGGCGAGAGGGGGGGGGGGUAGCUCGUCUCUCUGGCCGAAAAUCAGGCAGGGAUGGCAGUAGAACGCGUGCGUUUCUCCGAUCGAUCGUGCGCGCGAUCCGACGCUAGAUCUAGCGGUUAAGAUCCAGCGGCGACGGCGGCGAUCGAUUGAGCGAGCGUGUUGAAGUGAGACGAGGUGAGAGACGAGGCGACAUAAGCAAGCGAGGCAAGCGAGCCACGCUUGGUCGCGCGCGCGGCUAUAUCGAUAUAUCAAACUCUUGAUCUCAUCGUGUUUUUUAUACUUAGUUUUAUGUAGCGAUUAAUUUUUAACGAGAUAUAUAUAUAUAUAUAUAUAUGUACAUGUAUAUAUAUAUUCGUAAAACGGUGACUAUCGCCAAUCGAUACCAGCGAACUCACUACCAUUGUUUUCUUUUCCUUUUUCUUUUUUUUUUUUUUUUUUUUUUCGUUCAUUUUACUGUCCGUUGAGGUCUCUUUUUUGCGCCCCGUCCCUUUUUCUUCCUCACACGCAUUUUCGAUUAUUAACGUUCGUAUUGAUUAACGUUACUUCCCCCACCACUACGUGUUUAUUAUUAUUAUUAAUAUUAUUAUCACAACUAUGUUUAGGAUUAUAAUUAUAAUAUUAUUAUUCUUGUUUUUAUUAUUAUUAUUAUUAUUUCACUUAACCGUAAUAUUAUUACUUUCUUCGCAACAUUAGCAUUAGAUGAUUAUUAUUACUGUUAUCAUUUUGUACUACUCCGCUAUUACCGCCAGUAUGCCGUCUCUAUCGCCGGCAGGAUUGCCUUCGCCAGGCGGAGGAAAGGAAGGUAGGAUAUCGGAAUUCGGCGGCGAAUAUCUCCGUCGAUCAGCGCGAAAGGACGAGCGACAUGCGUCGCGGCGCUCAUGAUCGGUGCAUGAAGGACGCUCGUCCUUUGACGUUCGCGGGAAAGAAACGGGCGCCCUCGUGAUAUUGUUAGCAGCGUUAUCUCUUCGGUCGAAGGGUACAGAUAAGAUCGCUCUCGGCGAGAAUUUUCGCACUCUCCGGCGGGGGGGUUCCGCUUAUCUUCUUCUCCUUAUAUUUCUUUUUCUUACGAACGUGGGAUGACACACUAUAGCGUCCUGCGCGUCGUGCUGCGCGCCAAUUAACGCGUGUCGCACAGUGCUAAUCGUUGGCCGCCUUUUUCUUUUCCUCUGUUCUCGUUCGGGGGACAAUCGAGGGCGGACAGCUCUCGUUCUCGGCGAAGGGACGAGCGGCGUUUGGCAGUAGAAAGCGAAGGUUAGGAAGGUCGAGGGACAAGAAAAAGAUUAAAAGAACCGAAACGGACCUGCGAGAGGGGGGAGGGGGGCAGGGGAAAGAGAGAUACAACAAGAUACAAAGGAAACACAGUGCCUAUCACUCCGGUCUGGAAAAACACGCGUACAAAAAUCAUAUACAGGGCCAAGAAGAACAAAAUAUAAAUGUUAGUGUUGAUAGCUAUUUACACGAAAAGCGCAAUAACAAUUAUUACGGUUGCUCCGAAAUUCUCGUCUCCCUUAACUUAGGCCACUCAGGCUCUCAGGAAGCUCAGAGGGAUGAUCGGAUAUGUUUGAUUGUCGGGGGCGAGGAGGAGGGAGGGAGGACCGGAAGAAGAGCGCUGGAACAACCAGAGAGAAGAAAACAAGGGAAGAUUUCGCGACAUCGGGGGUGGGUGGCGGGCGACGGAGAAGAGGAUCGUCGUCGUCGUCGUCGCGGGGAGGCGGCGGCUGCGCGCUUCGAUCUCCCUCGCGGGCAACAGACUGCGUCGAUUCCGAUCGAGUUUCCUCGUCGCGGGCGCAGCGUCACAUAUCAACGAGCAACAGCCGCCAGUACUCGCCAGCUCGCAUUCUCAACGAUCGCUCGUAGUCGUAGAAUGUAAUCACGAUACAUUGUCGCGCGUCACGUCGCCAAGAAGAACUGCCAGACGCGCAACACGCGUCUCCGUAAUUCGCGUAUAAUAAACGGCCAUUCUCCAGCGCUCGGGACGAUUCCUUUUCUUCACGAGGGAGGGACGUGUAGAGGCGACGAGUGAAAAAAGAAAAAAGAAAAGAAGAAGACAUCGAACCGCGACGGUGACGACACCGCCGCCGCCGUCGCGACACCGUCGCCGCCGUCGCGACACCGUCGAUCCAACUCUCCUCGGGGCCGUCGCGCUCGUACCCAAGAAAUUGAUAGUCCGACCUCUCCGCUGCACGAAGGCGCACCAGCGGACGUGUUGCUCGACCUAACACGAGCUGUCGAAGCGGCUUCUUCGGGACUUCUUUGGGCUGCCGAAGGCGACGGUGAUGAGUCGUCGUGCGAUGAACCUGAAUUCAAAUAUCAUAAAUUACUCGAGCAAUUUGCAGCCGAGUGCACGCGACGGUGACGAAGGGCACUUGUGCAAACAGUGAACGAGAGAGAGAGAGAGAGAGAGGGAGGGAGGGAGAAGAAGGAAAGGGCGAAGCGACGCUUCGCACGGGGAAAGAAAACGAGUCCGCGCGCCGCCGAGCUAGCUCUCCACCUUUUAACGCUUAAUUCUCCUCCGCGACUCGCUUUGCGGCUCCGUGAAAGCCAUUGUUCGCACGUGGAUAGAAAUCGACGAUAAGGACGGUACGCAACGCGCAUCGCCGCGCGUACACGUUGUGUGUGUGUGUGUGUGUGUGUGUGUGUGUGCUGUGCGUGUGUACGUGCGCGUGUCGUACAGUAGUAGUAGUAAUAGCAACGGCAGUAGUCAGGUCUCUCGCAGUGUGCUCGCAGGCGUGAGCAGCCCCGUGAGCGACCUCUCUCGCGCUGCUCGACACGGGAUUAUAGGUGAACGCGCGCUCGUACGGAUACGCGGGGAGGCAGGACGAUGAAUUUUCUCGUGCGAUUUCGACGACGAAGCGGCUCCGAGCGCGCGCAAUUUGGGAAACGGAGACAGGAGCGGGGAGCGAUGUUAGCGCGAGCGAGUCGGGCGACCACGAAGAGCGAUUGCUCGAAGCCCGAUGGGAGAUACGCGGCGACCGCGGACAUAGGAGAGGAGAAAAAGGAAGCGACAGAGAGAGAGAGAGAGAGAGAGAGAGAGAGAGAGAGAGAGAGAAAGAGAAUCAGAACGAAAAGCACCGGCGAUGAUCGCUAAUUUACGAGCGCUUGUGAAAAAAUUGGGUUUCCGCGGUAGAGAGAGAGAGAGAGGGGGGGAGGGGGGGAGGUACGAAGAACACAAUCUCCUGCGUUGGACGCGAUGUAUCGUAUAUCACAGAGUUUUUCCGACGCAAAUGAUAAUGCGUGCAUCUUUUCGACCGGAGAAGCAGGAAAAAAAAGAAAGAUCGUUCGGCACGCGAAGAACCGGCUCGCGUGGGUCAUUGCAUUAUUUUUCUCUUUCUAUAUUUUUUUCUUUUUCCCUUUGGCACUGUCCGAGGUUCGAUCAACUUUUUCCGCGUGUUCGUAAAUUUAUGUCCGGCGCCGCGUGAGAUUGCAUUAUUAUUCGCCAGGUGAAACUUUGUCCCAACACGCGUCCGUAUCGCAACCGCAAGUUCGCGUUUAAGACGAGAGGCAGGCGGGGAAGGAACAGUAAGCUUGUCCUCCUCUCUCUUUCUCUCUCUCUCUCUCUCUCUCUCUCUCUCUCUUUCUCUUUUUUGGGCGGAUAGUGGGAACGGGAAUUUCGUGUGUGAGCGGUGACAGCUCUGAAACUGUAGUCGAUGGAUAUAUAUAUAUAUAUAUAUAUAUUAUAUAUAUAUAUAUAUAUAUAUUGCAGGAGCGACCAAGGAAGGAAGGAAAUUAACAGACAAAUGUUACAAAGUAUAUAUAAAUAUAUAUGAGACAGAAUACGUAGUUGUGUAUGUUAAAAGAAGAGGAAAAUAAAGAGAGACGAGUCGCGGCGCCAUGAAGAAUGCAAGACGAUGCCAACGUUUUUACUUGUUUUGUGUCUCAUUGUCAUGUUGUUUUUCCGGUUUCUCUGCCAAUUUUCCGUAGAAUUUUCCGUAGAAUUUUCCGUACCCUCGUCUCGCGCCGGAGGGUGGGGGGGAGAGCGCGGCGAAGACUCUGAUUCUCAGUGCUUCCAUCGGACUCGGCCGCUGGAGAUUCUCCCCUUUGGGUUUCCACCUCGGUGGCAAGAGUUACGCGCGGCAGUGCUUCGUGAAGGCCGGACAACUUCGCGCGACGAUUCCCCCUUAUUAACCCUCGCUAAAACGUGACUUCUUUUGGCUUCCGGGGGAGAAGAAGCGACAAACGGUGGGAAACGGCGCAGACAUCGAUCGCGGGGCGCGAAUCGAUGGUUGGAUCUCGACUCGCGAGACGUUCCGUCAUCCUCGAGCGUGCGUUGCUCGCUGAGCGUGAGUGCAGUUUUUUUCAAGUUGCCCGACGUGGCUUCAAAGGCUUCGAAAAAGGUCCGCGGGAAGGAAGCUAAACGUCCUUCGGACACCCUUUAAACAGAGAAGGUUCAUGGUGCUGUGUGAGGAAACAGAACACGCGCGACUCGCGUGUAUUCUCGGUUAUCACGGAACGCGCACCAGUUGUGACGAGUCGUUUCUCCCGAUCGCGCUCGUAUUUUCUUGCUCUCUUCGCACCGCGCGCAACCGCCUUCUGUCUUUUAUUACGGGAAUACCGCGCCGCUAAGUCGUCGGCACGGCUCUGAGAGAUCGCGCGCGAGCGGGGGAGCCUUUCCUCCCCAUUGUCCGAUCUCCGAGAUGAACGUGUCUGCGUACGUGCCGAACGUCGCGCGCGUUCUCCGCACGCAUGUAAUACACGGCGGUCGCCGUGUUGAAAACGCGCGGCAGGGAGACGCGGGGAAGCGCCCCGCCUCCGCUUUUACACAAAUCGCUGCUCAAGUAAAUCGUAAGCCGUGUGUGUAUGCGUGUGCAUGUGCGUGCGUGCGUGCGCGCGCGCGCGCGUGUGUGUAUGUGUGUGUGCGUGCGUGCGUGUGCGUGUAUGUGUGUGGUACCGCGCAUCGGCGGCCGCACCGAGUCGCAGCGACGACGCGCCCCGAUGUGUUUGCGAUUAGAAUUUUUCAAUUUUCGACGAAACUUCAUUGGUAAAUACACUUGAACACUUAGGCGCGCGCGCACGCGCGUUCACACUCGAGCCAGACGUGUUCGCGAGUCGCCGCGAUGAACCGUGCAAUCGAACGUCGACGCGAUUUUAUCGGAUGUGCCGAGACGUGUUCGUUGCAAUGAUUAGAGUUUCUGUUCUUCUUCUUCUUCGUUGUUUAACUUGGAGAUUUUUAUCGUAUGAUGAAUAUCUGUAAUUUAAUGAAAAUUAUGUUCAACUUAAUUUAAUUUAAUUUAAUAAAGAUUGUAGAAUUCGUGUGCGCUCGAGUGCGCAGCGUUUAAUUUAUUUAAUCUCUUUAAUUUAAAUUGUAGUCUUAAUUUCUUUGCUGUCGCGCGACACGUGGACGUGGAACGCGUAAGUGUGUUGUUGUUGAGAUCGCGACGGUUCUCGGACAGACGGCUCGGGUGUGCGCGCGCGUGUGAUACUCGUAUAUAAAUUUUAUACAUACAUAUGUAUACAUACGAUUACCAAUAUGCAUAUACAUACGCGUGUGUGUGUGUGUAUGUGUGUGCGCGCGCGCGCGUGUACGCGCGCGCGUAUUUGUACGUAUGAACGAAAACGAUAAUAGGUGUGUAGUAGUUUUUAACAAAUUCUUAGCGUGUAUAUAUGUCCAAUUGAGAUGACGUCGCCGGAGGGGGGACGAGAAGUGAGCGGUGGUUUUGAUAUUUCGAGGGCGCGCCUCGAUUAACGACGCGUGCCGCAGUUACAUUUGGUGUACAUGUAAUGAGGUUUAUCGAGAGCUAAUUAUCGUUAUCACCUAUCGGUCGCCAUUAUUUACGGUUGACGUGUAAUAUCUAUGGUCGGGUAAUGCAUUCGUGUACCUUAGGCAUUUGUCGCGUGACAUGUAAUCGCUUGUAUAUCGAUAUAUGCGAACGCCGGCAGGUUUUUCCGCAUGCUUUCUUUCCUUUGUACAAAACACCAGCGCAGACCAUUUUCUCGACGGUGCCGUUGUCGUUGUUCCGAAUAAGAAAGAAAAACGAAUUGUAAAAAAACGCAGCCUUUCGCAAAAGGGAGAGAGAGAGAGAGAGAGAGAGAGAGAGAGAGAGAGAGAGAGAGAGAGAGAGUGCGAGGAAGGGAGAGAUUGAGAGAAAGAGCGAGCGAGAGAGAGAGAGAGAGAGAGAGAGGGAGAAAGGGAGAGAAAAUACACCAAAGUGCAAUAUUAUACUCGUGCGAAGGCGAACGUUUCGCUCCGAAAGCAAAAUAGAAUUCACCUCUAUCGAAAUACGUAACGCGCUGAAAAAACCUGAUCUCAGCCGCGAGAUGUCUAUUUUUCAUGGCGAGAAAAGUCGAUAUAUUAAA